AUGGAUGUUCCGGCUCAAUUUGAAAGAUUUUUUCGGCCACGACAAACUCUUGUUGCAACAUGUUUUGGUUCAAUACCAUAUCCACUUGCAUCGGCUUUGGCAUUUAAACAAUUUCCUGAUGGUCGUCAAGAAUUAGUAGUAACUGGUUCUCUUCUUUCAGUUAAUCAUGAUCGUAUUAUAUUAAAAAGACUAGUAUUAAACGAUGUUAAUUGGUUUAAACCAAUUGAAUUACGUACACAAGAUGAGGUCGACGAGGACAUAUUAAAGAAUCACUUGAAACAAACAACAACAAGAACAACCACAAUUGUUUAUGAUGGUGAAGGUGCUGAUGAAGCUGUUGAUGAUAGUUCUGAUAGU
Rotaria sp. Silwood1 is the source of this 357-nucleotide messenger RNA. Lineage: Eukaryota; Metazoa; Rotifera; Eurotatoria; Philodinida; Philodinidae. The record is from the annotation of a GenBank genome assembly.